Messenger RNA from Rotaria sordida, 717 nucleotides. Lineage: Eukaryota; Metazoa; Rotifera; Eurotatoria; Philodinida; Philodinidae. The record is from the annotation of a GenBank genome assembly.
AUGAUUGAUCGUGGUCAAACAACUGCAUCUGAUCCAAAUGAAAUAGAUCAUGCUUCUUCUCAAUUGAAAGAAAGAAAAAAACGUUUAAACAAUUGUUGGACAUGUGAAAUCGGAGAAGCUAUUACUAAAUUUGUUCAACAACAUAUCACACCUAUAUAUAAAGUAGCUACAGAAGAACAAAUUGCUAUCGUUCAAUAUGAUUAUAAUGAUCGAUUGAUUCAAUUAGAAUAUUAUCAACAAAAUCCAAAUGAAUAUCAAAAACAAAUAUUUGAAAAUCUUACUCAAGCCAAAUAUGAAAAAGAAACAUCUAAAUUUGAUGUAGCAAUAUUAAAACAACGUAUUGUUUAUAAUCAUUUACCACAAUCAUUUGAAUCACUUAAAAUACCUCCACCCAUAUCAUUCGAUACAAUUACUGAUACGAUGACUCGUCAACAUUUAAAGGAUCGAUGUGAGAAAAUUUUAAAACAAACGAAAUCCGAAAUGAUGAUGAUUUAUAUUACAACAGCCGAAGCAAAAAUAAAUGAAUAUGAAAAGAAAUUUGAUACAGACUUGGCUAAAAUGAAAGAAAAUCAAUGUUCUGGUCCAUCACAUAAAAAAUUAACUCAAACAAUGUUGAAUAUUAUGGAACGACGUUUUCAGAAUAUAAAUGAACGUCUUACAUGUCUUUACAAAUUAAAACUAAGUUUUUUCGUCAAAGCUCCGACGGUCAAGAAUUAG